Messenger RNA from Aspergillus homomorphus CBS 101889, 1551 nucleotides. RefSeq names its product putative MFS transporter. The coding region runs from base 1 to 1551 and encodes 516 amino acids. Gene Ontology annotation, biological process: transmembrane transport. The transcript has 3 exons. NCBI's taxonomy places the organism in Eukaryota, Fungi, Ascomycota, Eurotiomycetes, Eurotiales, Aspergillaceae. The record is from RefSeq and is a predicted model, not a curated record. Gene Ontology annotation, molecular function: transmembrane transporter activity.
AUGGCCACCACUGACUUGGAAAGAACACCGUCAGUCAGCUCGCAAGAGUCAGACGUCGUGGUCUUGGACUGGGAGGGUCCCGAUGACCCCGGAAAUCCCCUCAACUGGCCCCUGCACCGGAAAUGGAUCGUCACGGCGAUCCCCUUGUUCACAACCUUUACUACACUAAUGAAUGGAACCAUCAUCACCGUCGCCCACGAAAAGAUCAACGAAGAGUUUGGGAUCAGCGAUGCAAACUUCCCGCACUCGUACUGGCCCGUCACCUCGUGGACUAUCGGCGGAGCCUUCUUCUCGCUACUCGUCCUCCCCGUCAUGGAGGAUUUUGGUAUCCGGCGCUGUUUCCUGGGUACCUACAUUAUCUUUCUCUGUUUCAUUAUCCCGCAGGGUCUGGCCCACAACUUCGCCACUCUGAUCACUACCCGCUUCUUCUGCGGUGGGUGCGUGAUGAUCCUGGCCAACACCGUCGCCUCCGUCAUCGGCAACGUCUGGAAGGACGAGCGCGAGCGCAACAUGCCCGUUAGCCUGUACAUCCUCGCCUACCUGUCCGGUAGCAGCAUUGGGCCCGUCAUCGGCGCGCCGAUCCUCCAAUACCUGUCGUGGCGUUGGAUCUCCUACCUCCAGCUGAUUUGGUUCGGGGCGCUCUUCCCGAUCUACUACCUCCUCUUCCGCGAAUCGCGGGGCGCCGUCAUUCUCGCCCAGCGUGCGCGCCACCUGCGCGCCAAGGGCCAGAACGUCUACGCGCGCGACGAGCUGCACAAGCAACCCAGCCACCAGAUGCUACUGGCCAGCAUCAAGCGACCGGUGCAGUUGUUGUGCACCGAGUCCGUAAUCUUCGUCUCGACGCUCUGGUCUGCCUUCACCGUCGGCACGCUUUAUCUUUUCACCCAGACCGUCGAGCAGGUCUUCAGUGGGCUGUAUGGCUGGACCGCCGUGCAGGCCGGCUACGUGCAGGGUGCUAUCGUCGUCGGCCAGUGCCUGGGGUGGACCUCGUCCUUCUACUCAGCGAAACUGUACUUCGACUCUGCGCGCCGCAACACCGAGCUUCCGGGUGUGCCCAUCCCCGAGGCGCGACUAUACACAGCUGUGGCGGGCGGAAUUCUUGGCCUCGCUGGCGGGAUGUUCACGUACGCCUGGACCUCAUACCCGAAUUUCCCAUGGAUCGCGCCGGCGGUCGGCCUGGCCAUGGUCGGCGCAGGCAGUGUGUCCGUCGUGUGUGGCAUCGCGGAUUACGUCGUCGAUGCGUACAGCCACUGGGCGGGCAGCGCUGUGGCCACCGUUGCUCUUGGCGAGAAUGUUUUCUCCGCGUUCCUGCCGCUCGCGGCGCAGAGUAUGUACAAUACGCUGCAUUUCCAGUGGGCGAGUACCCUGCUGGCAUUGGUGUCGCUGGUUCUGGCUUUUGCGCCGGUUUUGGUGUUGAUCUGGGGGAGCGAGAUCCGUGCGCGGAGCCCGUUCAUGAGGCAGUCGAUGUUGGUGAAGCGGCGGGAGCUGGAGGGUGGAUAUCAGCGGGAAGCUAGGAGAACAUUCAACGUCGACGUUUGUAACGAUAGAUAG